AUGUCUGCCGAAGGCGCUUCUUCAUCGCCCAUCCUCAUCGAGGAUCUCAAGAAGAUCACUACGGAGGCCUGCGAGAAUGCCCUCCAGACCAGCCAGAACUAUGAGCACGACAAUGUCGGGGACUGGAACUCCCAGAUUAUUAACACUAUCCUCAAGGCCCUGAUCACCGCCACCGCACCCACUGAAGCCUCCAAGCCCCCUCCCUAUCGCUUUACCGUGAACAGCACAAUCGUGCAGCAGGGCGUGAUUGACCCCUCCGUCGCCGCGGAUGGCGCACUCAGCAAUGCCGGCAAGCGUGGUAUGCAUUCCGCCUCUGGGGCGUUCUGGGAUGUCAACCGCGACGGUAUGUGGACUUUCAAGUACACUGGUGCUGAGGAGCGGGGGAUGGAUGUUGUUGUUUGUGUGACGUGGUUUUCCGUCGUAUAA
Penicillium digitatum Pd1 is the source of this 426-nucleotide messenger RNA. Its product is annotated as dynein light chain Tctex-type family protein. Gene Ontology annotation, molecular function: dynein intermediate chain binding. Gene Ontology annotation, cellular component: cytoplasmic dynein complex; cytoplasm. Gene Ontology annotation, biological process: microtubule-based movement. NCBI's taxonomy places the organism in Eukaryota, Fungi, Ascomycota, Eurotiomycetes, Eurotiales, Aspergillaceae. The record is from RefSeq and is a predicted model, not a curated record.